UAGAAAUCAAGAAAGAAAGACCUAUGAAAUAAGAUUGUUCUUCCUAUUGCAAUGAUUUUUUUUUUUGGUUUAAAAUUGAGAAAAAAUCAAAACAUACAGCUAUUUUCUCAUUGAUAAAGUCUGUUUAUUUCUAGAUUUAUUAUAUAAAAAUGAUACAAUGAAAAAUAAGUGCAAGAGCACACUAUCUAAUUGGUUUUGCAAAAAAAUUCACACUACCUCGGAAGACAUCAUUUAGAUAUCGUCACCAUCUCGUUAAAAAUCUAGAUUCACCACUGAAUAAUUGAGUAUUAACUGACAAGAAAUCAGAUAAGAAAAUUUCCAAAAACUAAUCCAGAAAGUCAAAAACUUUCAAAAAUCGAGUAUCUAUUUUUAUUUUACGUUCUCAUAACUAUCAGAAAAAGAAAUGCAACAGUAUGAUUCAUGCUCUUGGAAAUUAAAAAUCAUUUGAAAUGAAUAUGUUUGUAUUAGAAUUCCAUAUAGAAGAAUUUUCCUAAAUAUUGAGAAAAUUAAAGUCAUUCGUUUCUUUUAUUGAACAAAUUGUUCAAUGAGAUGUCGCUAUCAAUAACAUUGAGCACUAGUCACCUUGUUCAUAUAUUUCAUUGGCUACAAUAUUCCAAGGACUUUUUAUCAAGUGAUUCUAAUCCUGUCAUUAUUGUGUUUUUUUAAGUGCUCGCAUCUAUUUAGCUCGUGCAAUUUAUAUUCCGAAUAAAAGACAAAUGUCUCUUGUCACCCGAUAUGUUUCUCGUCUCGUGUUAUCAACAAUCCGAACGGUUUAUGAAUAUUUAAAAAGAAAAUUAAUAAAAAUUAGCUUUUUUACUUCUAUAGAAUAGUUUUCCUGGUGUGCAAUCAAAAUGUCAUGCAUCAACACAAACAACUGAUUUAAAAGAAGUUUUACGAGAUGUGAUACCCAAAGAACAAAAACGUGUAUCUGCAUUUAAGGCUCAAUAUAAAGAUACAUCAAUUGGGCAAGUGACAAUUGAUAUGAUUUAUGGUGGUAUGCGUGGUAUUAAAGGUCUUGUCUAUGAAACAUCUCUAUUAGAUCCAAAUGAAGGCAUCCGUUUUCGUGGAAAAACCAUAACAGAAUGUCAAAAAGAAUUACCAAAAGCUAAAGGUGGUGAAGAACCAUUACCUGAAGGUCUCUUUUGGCUUUUAGUUACAUCACAAAUACCAACUAAAGAACAAGUCGAAUGGGUAACAUGCGAAUGGAAUAAGCGGGCUGAAAUUCCUAAACAUGUUGUAACGAUGUUGAAUAGUUUACCAGCACAACUUCAUCCAAUGUCACAAUUUAGUGCUGCUAUUACAGUUCUUAAUCUUGAUUCAAAAUUUGCCAAAGCUUAUUCAGAUAAUGUACCAAAAUCGAAAUAUUGGGAGUAUAUUUAUGAAGAUGCAAUGGAUUUAAUUGCUAAAUUACCAACAAUUGCUGCUAUUAUUUAUCGAAAUUUAUAUCGUGAUGGUACAGCUGUUGGUAUUAUUGAUCCAAAAAAAGAUUGGUCAUGGAAUUUUGCAACUAUGUUAGGUUAUGAUAAUAAAAAAUUCGUUGAAUUACUUCGUCUUUAUUUAACUAUUCAUAGUGAUCAUGAAGGUGGUAAUGUUAGUGCACAUGCAAGUCAUCUUGUUGGUAGUGCACUUUCUGAUCCAUAUUUAUCAUUUGCUGCUGCUAUGAAUGGUCUUGCUGGACCACUUCAUGGUCUUGCUAAUCAAGAAGUUUUGGUUUGGAUAACAAAAUUAGUGGAAAAAUUAGGUGAAACACCAACUGAUGAUCAAAUAAAACAAUAUGUUAAAGAUACACUUAAAACAAGUGUUGUACCAGGUUUUGGUCAUGCUGUUUUACGUAAAACUGAUCCACGUUAUACGUGUCAACGUGAUUUUGCUCUUAAACAUUUGCCAAAUGAUAAUAUGUUUAAAAUUGUAUCACAACUUUAUAAAGUUGUACCACAAAUACUUGGUGAACAUGCUAAAAUUAAAAAUCCAUGGCCGAAUGUUGAUGCACAUUCAGGUGUUCUUCUUCAACAUUAUGGUAUGAAAGAAAUGAAUUAUUAUACUGUUUUAUUUGGUGUUUCAAGAGCACUUGGUGUACUUGCACAAAUGAUAUGGUCUCGAGCAUUAGGUUUUCCAUUAGAACGACCAAAAUCGUUGUCAACUGAUGCUCUUAUGGCUAUAGUAGCUGGACAAAAAAAGUGUGAUAGUGAUGCAAAAGAAAAAGCUAAAGUAUCGGCUUAA
Rotaria sp. Silwood2 is the source of this 2220-nucleotide messenger RNA. Lineage: Eukaryota; Metazoa; Rotifera; Eurotatoria; Philodinida; Philodinidae. The record is from the annotation of a GenBank genome assembly.